GACCCCAACAUAGUUGGGAAAAGGCUAGGCCAAUGAAUGACGCUUAAACAGCUAAAACAGGUGCAGAUUUACGACCGAUGUAAUGCUUUAAAGAAUUAUUUCGGGCGAAAACUUUAGUCGUAACGAGAGGAGGUAACUUAAUAAAAACGUUACAUAGCGGGCAGGGAUGCUGACUUCCUCGGUUCCUCUCAGAGAUUUCCGUGUAUUUCUGCAAAUCCAAGCAGUCACGUAGCCUGAAUAUAUUUUGAAUUAAGGUCAAACGGCAGAGAUAAGGUACGCCUCAAAUUACUUGAGCAUUCCAUUUAAUGGAUUGAACAGAUUCGUUCCUAAAGUCUUGAUAGAGGCAAGUAUUAUAGUGCGCUUACAAGGAAAAAAUCAUAUGACUAUCUAGGUCGAUCGGAAUUCUGUGUGACGUAAAUUGUUUGAUAUAAUCGAAAUAAAAAUACUUGUUUCAUUGAAAUAGUAUCAAGCCGUAGAAAAACUGCAUGACACUCAAGGGCGACAUUUUGCUCAGCGCUGUUCUAAUAAUAGUGCACCUGUCCCUAAUAUUUUUUCUGCGCUAUUUUGUGUCAAGCAUUAGUCUUACUUUACGCAAGUACCCCGGGUCGCAUUUGACUCCCUCGGCACCACUUAUAGGAUGCGCUUCGUUGCCAUUUACUACCUCUGUAAUUUAAGUCGAGAAAUUUCUAGAAGUCUAAUUAUAAGUCUCGGAGCAUUGCGGAAACUUUGUAAGGACAUCAGAACUUUGUGGAACUUUCGGAUAUAUUUUAUGAUGACUAAUGAAUUAAUGAAAAUUGAUGUUUGUUUUGAUCAUAUUCAAGUUUGAAAAUCAAAUUUACAAUGAGAAAUAGUCAGCUCGUUUGAACAUACUACUUAAUAUACGAAAAAAUGGAAUAUCUAACCUGAUCUGAAUGGAACUAAAAGUUAGAACAUAAAUUCUAGACGUAGUGCUUCGUAUUUUAAAAAGGUUCUUCCUCUAUCGUAUCCGGUCCCCCAGGCGAAAAGCGAUCUUGACGUAGGUAACGGUCUGUUAGUUUAGCAUAAAGUUUUUAACUUGUGGAUAUCGGUAAAGUUAGUUUACACUUGACAUAACGUACUUAGGUACCUAUCUGUUAUAUGAAGCUAUUAUUUUAUAUGUAUUUUUUGUCAUAAAAUUUGUUCAUAGCAUAUAUUGUAUGGUAUAAGUGUUUAUAGUAUUUGUCGGCAGGCGCUAGCGCAGGCGGGGCCCCGGGCGCGGCGUGCGGAGCGGGCGCAUGGCGCUGCUGUACCGCGCGACGCGGCUCAAGGACCGCGCCGACACGCAUGUGUUCACGUUCGUGGUCACGCGCUCCGCCACGCGCGAGCCGGACCGCGAUGUCACCUCCAAGGACUUCUGCUGCGCGCACCAGCGCUGGGCAGUCGCCUUUAGCCGAACUGAUGCCUCGCUUGGUGUAUACUUGGUUUGGCGAGGCGCGUGCGAUGGCAUGCGCGUUUACGUUGACUUUACUUUCACGCUCCUCAGUCGCGACCACUUCACAGCAAACGAGGGCUUUUCUGGCAAACAAGUGCGUUUCAGUGCCGGCUGUGCAGCCCAGGGUCGAGGGCGAUGCGUAUCUAUUGCGGAACUCAACACCAAAUUCGCGGACGCUCGCGGAGAAUUCCAACUGGAACUCAGCAUGUCACGAGUCCGCACCCUAUAUUCUUGCGAACUGCGCGCUCCGCGCCUAGACACACCUCCUAUAGCGUUUGCUGGCUUCGACUGGCAGGUAUCUGCCACCGGCGGUGGAGGAAAAGAGCCGUUAACUCUUCGUCUUGUAAGGUUGUCAGGAGAAGGACAACGCUGUCGCGUAAGAUACGCUCUUGCUCUCGGGGAGGGUGAAAGGAGACUCCACUCUGGACCUUUAGAGUGCGUUUGCGACGCUGACGGGCGAACACCACCAUGGAGUCCGAGGCCACCAUCGCGGGUCCUAGCCAAAGGAGUCCGGCUCACAGUAGAGCUAGUAUGGGCUCGUGCAAUAGCCGAGCUGGCCGUGCCGGCGGCGGGUCGCGCAGCCACGUGCUACGACCGCGACAAGCAGGCGUGGGCGGUGCGCUGCGACAUGCACUCUGACAUGGUGCGGCUGCACAUGCUGUAUCGUGACGUGCACCACGUGCCGCGCAACCACCUGCGCUAUGUGAGCUGGUCGGCCUGGCUGGUGCGCACCACCACCGCCGCCGGAGAGUCCGACGCUGAGGAGCUGCCCGGCGCACCCUUCGAGCAUUACUAUGCUCAAGAUAGUGCUGAUGAGGGUCUCAUGAUGGAGACUGCUCUUCGUGUCGAAGACAUGUCACGGCCCGGAAGCGCCUUCUUGCAUCCGGGUGGUGAACUACGUGUACGCCUCGAGUGGGGCGAUACUUACUUGCUCUUUCAAGCUACCUAUCACGUCUAUGACGACCUAUGUCGACUACACGCGCAUCAAAUGAGGCGUGAAAUUGCUGUUCUUCAAGCUGAGAACUAUUCUCUGGAGCGACAGCUGUUCAGCUACCAGAAGAGCCUUGCGUACGCGCAGGCGCAGGCGGGCGAGCCGGCGGCGGCGGAGCCGGGCGGGCGGCGCUCCCCGGCGGAGCGCUCGCUCUCCACUGACACGGAGUACGCGUGAGACGGGUUGGAGGACCUACCCUCGUCACCUUUGACGUCGCUCGUUCUCAACUCUUCUAUCUUUUCGACUGAUUCUGACGUUUUUGAGCGAUUUAUCUAUUUUUCUAGACGUUUUAUGGCGAGGUGCGCCCUCGUCCGCACCGCUUUCCGCCGGUCGCCUGCACUCUCGCCGCUCGACUCUAUCGAUAGCCGAUUAUUAUACUCGACUACUUUUCUAUUUGUCUGUACAUAAAAUAUAUUUAGAUAUUAUAUAUUAUGUAUAUUUCUUGACUUGAAACUCGAAUUCAUAUACUGCAACAGUCGAUUUAUGAAUAAAAAAAGUCCGUAUAAUAAAUUAAAAUUUUGUCUCUUUAUUUGUAGCUUUAUUCAUUAUCCCUUCCAUCUUCUAUCUAUAAUUUAAAUGCAAUACACCACAGUACUAAAAUACAACAAAAAAUAACAAUAUUUUCUAUGCUAAAAUAAUCAAGCAUGAGAAAUUGUUAAUCUUAUUUGCAAUACAUUAAAGCUAAUGUUUAUGUUUGUGUAUACCAUUUAUAGGGACGAAAAAGUAAUGAUAAAAUGUUGUUGCUCUAAUAAUGUAAAUUUUUUGGUCUUUGUAU
Molecule: messenger RNA, 3216 nt
Organism: Trichoplusia ni (cabbage looper)
Lineage: Eukaryota; Metazoa; Arthropoda; Insecta; Lepidoptera; Noctuidae
Exons: 3
Coding region: 1254-2618 (454 amino acids)
Source: RefSeq, a predicted model, not a curated record